UUUGUUUUUUCGCGAACUUUUGAAAUUGUACAUUAUUUCUCGCGAAUUUUGCUUUAAAAUCAUGGGGWCAAAGUGCUUUUAUGAUGAGYAGCUAUGAAAUCAAACUUAUACUUGRURAUUAGCAAAAUCAMAAACGUUUUSUGUGCGAAAUCGACGUAUARAGUUGAGGAUAUUUUUUAGAGUGAAAUCUAUCAACUGAAAAAUUGCCGGAAAAUUUGAAGCAAGUCCUUCGUCGUUUCUGAGAAUAAUCGCUUUUGCAGCGAAGAAUAAACGAGUGAAGAAACUCUGGUGAGUAAAGAGAUGGAUGAAGCUGUUCAAGACGUUCAAGACAUAGCAAAAGAUAUUGAAAAACAAACAAUUACCAAACAGCAGUUUUCUUGUGAAAAAAUGGACAUCAAUAAGCAYGARGAGAYAAAUUUGCAAAAUACUGAAGAACUGAAGCUUCAGCUCGAAGAAAUWCCAGAAGAAAAUACUUCAAAGAGUAGCAAUGAUGUUAAUACAGUUAAUUCAGWCGUUCGRGAUAUUCUCUUUGGAGUUYUAGACAAGGUUUCUGCAGCUACCGUAGAAAAUGUACAYAUAGAACCCUUACWAAAUGGGAAUGGUGUUGUUGMCGAUKUAAAUACUACCAGSGACUUAAAUUUAMCCGAAGUUAAUGGAGAUAUUUCCAAAAAUGAUUUUCCAAAAAAUGKUGUCAAGAGAUCCUGUGAAGAUGCUGUACUUGAUGGUGUUGUGAUGCCAGCRAACAGUGACAGUUCUUAUGUUAUGAAUCUUGUCCAGGAAGAACUGGAUGCCGUAGAAAAGCAGCUUGAUACMAAGAAGGGUAUCAAAAUYGUUGACUAUGAUAGUGAUUCAUCUGAAUCCAGCUCAAGUGAUGGAGAAACUUCAGACAGCUCAUCRUCAGACUCUGAGAGUAGCACUAGCAGCGACAGUUCUGUAGAURAAAGGUAACUUUGGUUUAUUUUUAAAGCAUUUUUAUAAAAAAAA
Molecule: messenger RNA, 984 nt
Organism: Exaiptasia diaphana
Lineage: Eukaryota; Metazoa; Cnidaria; Anthozoa; Actiniaria; Aiptasiidae
Exons: 2
Coding region: 301-948 (215 amino acids)
Source: RefSeq, a predicted model, not a curated record